This is a messenger RNA of Puma concolor (puma), 507 nucleotides long. The record is from RefSeq and is a predicted model, not a curated record. NCBI's taxonomy places the organism in Eukaryota, Metazoa, Chordata, Mammalia, Carnivora, Felidae.
AUGAAUGAGCUCCGUCCCCUAGAUGUGGCCUUUCUCCGGGCAGUGCACGAAAAGGUCAACAUCAUCCCAGUCAUUGCCAAAGCAGAUGCCCUGAUGCCUAAGGAAACCCAGGCCCUCAAGCAGAGGAUCCGGGACCAGUUGAAGGAGGAGGAGAUCAACAUCUACCAGUUUCCCGAUUGUGACUCUGAUGAGGACGAAGACUUCAAGAGGCAGGAUGCAGAGAUGAAGGAAAGCAUCCCUUUCGCAGUCGUCGGUUCCUGCGAGGUAGUGAGGGACGGUGGGACCCGUCCAGUGAGGGGACGCCGCUACUCCUGGGGUACUGUGGAGGUGGAGAACCCACAUCACUGCGAUUUCCUGAACCUGCGACGGAUGCUGGUGCAGACACACCUACAGGACCUGAAGGAGGUGACCCACGAUAUUCUCUAUGAGGGCUACCGGGCCAGCUGCCUACAAAGCCUGGCCCGGCCUGGGGCGCGUGAUCGAGCCAGCCGCUCUGAGCUGUCAGCA